AUGCCACAAGACUUGUAUCCUCCCAGCUCUUGGCAGCCUUGUCCCACAGCAGAGCUCUCAGCCCAGGAUUCCACCAGCUGCCCCAUCUCUGCCCUCUCCUGGUGGCAGGCAGCUGCCAGGGCCUGGAACCAAAGCCCUCCGCCCUGCAGCAACGCCCAGUGGGCAGGGACUGGUGACUGCUGUUUCAUCAAGCCCAAUGUCCAGAAGUUGCUGGAGACCAAUAUGGCAGCAGGGAACAUGUGGACGGAGGGAGCAGAGGAGGAAUCAGUCCACCUCGUGGAUGCCCUGGGGAUCAGAAUUGAGUCCUCGGCUGGCCGGCAGGAUGCUACCACCCCUCCUCCAUUGUGGAUCUUGAAAGACAAAUUAUACAAACUGCCUGAUCCUCACAGGUUUUAUUUUCCCAAGGCCCAGGAGGACCCUUUUCAGCAGAAAUACAGCUAGCUCUUCUGGGGCCUUCCAAUCCUGCACAGUGAGUCCCUGGUGGCUGCUGUUGGGGUCCCAUUAGAAUGUCCAUCUAUUUUCUUCAAUGGGUUCCAGAAGUCCCUGCUGCCCUGGCGUCAGUCCCCACCUCUGGCACCGAUCCAGUCCCAAUCUACCCACUCAUCACCACAUCAGGUACCUUUACUUCAACCCGUGAAAAAAUUGCACCAGAUGUUGGACCAGUGUAAUCCCAACAGUUGGACCUCCCAGGACCACAGGCUAACUCUCAAAAUUCACAAAGAGUUGGCCAGCCAUGAGCUGCGAUGCAAAGUGGAGCAGCAGCUCCAAAAGAGGCUCACACAGCCCUUGUGUGGGUCUCCCCACAAGACGAAGCAAAUGCCAGCACAGGCCCCAGUUCCUGGAACAAGUCAGGCAAAGGCUAAGCCCCAGUCCCCUUGGGCCUCCGUUCUAGGACUGCAAAGCAAGAACAUGCAAACAAAGCCACACCUGCACCCUCCAAGGCUGCACCUUGAGAAGGACUCGGGCAAGGCCCCAGGCUACUGCCUGGCUGGAGUCCUAGGUGAUCCACCCAAGGAUUCCCAGAUCCCCUUGGCAAAGGCCCAAGGGCAAAACACCAGCACACCAUCAGCAGGUGACUUGAUGACCUCAAGAAACGACCUAGCCAGGAACCUAAUCACACACUUUGAGAAGAAAUUAGAGGACAUAAAAGCAGGCAGGGGCCUGGGGUCUGUGCUCAGUCAGGACAGGCUGGGAACCUUCCUUGUUCCAGCCAUCCCUGAAGACUCUACAACCAGAAACCCAGUGGGCUUAAGAACCAAACAGAGCCUCUCCAGCAGUCCUGCAGGACCCCAGAAAGGAGAGGCAGACCUGAAGGCCCAGGUUAUGCACAGGCAGGACCUCCCAGUACAGGAGGAUUUGGAGGACUUGGCAAUAGGCACCAUCCUGCAAGACCUUGCCACUGACCAUCACCUCCAAGACUGUGCCCCCGAGCCUUCCUCAACUAUGGACAUCUUGCCUUUUCAGGCCACUGAGGCCAGAUGUCUACUCUGGAAUGGUGACAUCAUCAAGAUAAAGCCGUACAGAAAUUGGCUGGGCCAGUGCCUUGGCAACGUGGAGGAUCUCCACGGCUAA
This is a messenger RNA of Ochotona princeps (American pika), 1572 nucleotides long. RefSeq names its product spermatogenesis-associated protein 31E1-like. The record is from RefSeq and is a predicted model, not a curated record. The transcript has 3 exons. Lineage: Eukaryota; Metazoa; Chordata; Mammalia; Lagomorpha; Ochotonidae.